Molecule: messenger RNA, 1482 nt
Organism: Penicillium chermesinum
Lineage: Eukaryota; Fungi; Ascomycota; Eurotiomycetes; Eurotiales; Aspergillaceae
Exons: 2
Coding region: 1-1482 (493 amino acids)
Source: RefSeq, a predicted model, not a curated record
AUGCCUCCGCGACCAGGCGAGGAUACCGUAUUGACGGUCUUCGCAGAUAUUCAUUAUUACUUUACGGCGCCAACCCCUAAGCCUCGAUAUCAUCGAUUUGAUAAAAGCUCCUAUGUAUACAUCCACCAUGACGCGGCUCAGAAGAAGUCCCGGUUUGAAAUAGCCAAUCACCCCGGGACGGCGGAGCAGGAUGCAUUUACUGGAGCCUUGGAUAAUGUGCAUAUUCAACAUUCAGACCAAUUUCCUACUCGUUUCACCCUAACGGUGGACGGCUUGACCGGAUCACCUCAACCUGAAGCAUCACAAUAUGAAUGGCGGCUACCCAGCGACGACGGACAGGAUUUAAUUCGCAUCCACACGAUAGACAUGUAUCUCUGGACAGUGGACGAUGCAAAUCACUUCCUGGACACGGCUACCCAGUUCCUGUCCGCUUCUCAGGUGGAAACUGAUGGAGAGCCGGUUGUUCAACAACCGGAGGCACCUAUGAGCUCUGUGGUGCAGCAACUCGAGAACAUUGCGAUCUCAGACCCGGCAUAUCAGAAUGGUCAGACUCGAAACUCUCGAUCCGAGUCGACAACAGUACCAGCUGCGGUAUCACCUCCGCAGCCGCCUGCCCAAUCCCUCAGUUUCCCGCCUCCUCCAAGUGCACCGGCAGCCGAGCCUCAGCAAUCGCCCCAGCAGUCACAAUCGGCAUACCAAACGCCAGCCGAGGAAAAGAAAGAAUCGCCAGCUUUCACUCCGUUGCCAUACAACCCUGCUGCUCCUCCUGCGCCGGAACCCAUCUCUCAUCGCGAGAAGACACCCCCACCGGAAGACGGCGCCGAAGGCACCGGCCUGAUGGCCGCCGCUGCCGCAGACCAGGGAACGCCAUACACCCCACCACAUCAAGUAGGCGGCGCCGUGGGAAUAGGAGCACUUUCUCCCCCGCCAACCGGCCCAACCGGUUAUGCUUCACCACCGCCCAGCGCGGGCCUGGCACACGCCAGCACGUUCCCAUUAUCCUCCCAGCCUCUCUCAAGCCCUGGCGUUGCAUCGUUCCAACAAUCCUUCAUGACUGGCCAGCAACCGCCCCAGUCUCAAUACCAGCAGCACUAUGACUCGCACAGAUCUAGCUCCAUGUCGUUUGCGCCGCCUCCGCCCCAGCCUCAGUCCCCGCCCCAAGCGCCUGCGCACCAUCAGGACCCUAAUGCUCAUUUAUUCAGUGGGGCUGUAUAUGGAAACCCGUUGUCACCGCCGCCAGUGGGCUUUUCAAAUUACUCGUACGAUCAGCCGCAGCAGGUUGCGCCGGGUACGUCGGAGUAUGAUGUGCAUACGCAGGUUUAUCGGCCUACGGAGGCCGAGGUGGGUUCCCACGGACACAAGCAAGCGAUCAAAUCAAUGAAAGCUCCAGGGCAGAGGUCGCAGACGUUUCAGCAUGGUGCGUCGCGGAUCGACAGCGGAGUGAAUCGGUGGUUGAAGAAGCUGGAGAAGAAGAUUGGUUGA